UUUGUUGCCGCGACUCGGGCGCCAUGCGGGAGAUCGUGCACAUCCAGGCUGGCCAGUGCGGGAACCAGAUCGGGGCCAAGUUCUGGGAAGUCAUCAGUGAUGAGCAUGGCAUUGACCCAACUGGCAGCUACCAUGGAGACAGUGACUUGCAGUUAGAAAGGAUCAAUGUUUACUACAAUGAAGCUGCUGGUAAUAAAUAUGUGCCCCGUGCAAUCCUUGUUGAUUUGGAGCCUGGUACAAUGGACUCUGUCAGAUCUGGACCCUUUGGUCAGAUCUUCAGACCUGACAACUUCGUUUUUGGUCAGAGUGGUGCUGGAAACAACUGGGCAAAAGGCCACUACACAGAGGGAGCUGAGCUAGUGGACUCUGUCCUGGAUGUGGUAAGAAAGGAAUCGGAAAGCUGUGACUGUCUACAGGGUUUCCAGCUGACCCAUUCUCUAGGUGGUGGCACAGGGUCUGGGAUGGGAACUCUCCUCAUCAGCAAAAUUAGAGAGGAGUACCCAGACAGAAUCAUGAACACCUUCAGUGUAAUGCCAUCUCCAAAGGUGUCAGACACAGUGGUUGAACCCUACAAUGCCACCCUUUCUGUCCACCAGUUGGUGGAGAAUACGGAUGAAACCUACUGUAUUGACAAUGAAGCCUUGUAUGACAUUUGCUUCCGCACGCUGAAACUCACAACCCCUACCUACGGGGACCUCAACCACUUGGUCUCCGCCACCAUGAGUGGCGUGACCACCUGUCUCCGGUUCCCCGGACAGCUGAAUGCCGAUCUCCGCAAGCUGGCAGUCAAUAUGGUGCCUUUCCCUCGACUGCACUUCUUCAUGCCAGGGUUUGCCCCGCUAACUAGCCGGGGCAGCCAGCAGUACCGUGCCCUGACGGUGCCAGAGCUGACGCAGCAGAUGUUCGAUUCUAAAAACAUGAUGGCAGCCUGCGAUCCCCGCCAUGGCCGCUACCUGACUGUGGCGGCGAUAUUCCGUGGCCGAAUGUCCAUGAAGGAGGUGGACGAGCAGAUGCUCAAUGUCCAGAACAAAAACAGCAGCUACUUUGUGGAAUGGAUCCCCAACAAUGUCAAGACGGCUGUCUGUGACAUCCCCCCUCGUGGCCUCAAAAUGUCCGCCACUUUCAUUGGGAACAGCACAGCCAUUCAGGAGCUGUUCAAGAGAAUCUCUGAGCAGUUCACUGCCAUGUUCCGGCGUAAGGCUUUCUUGCACUGGUACACUGGCGAGGGCAUGGAUGAGAUGGAGUUCACUGAAGCAGAGAGCAACAUGAAUGACCUGGUCUCAGAAUACCAGCAAUACCAAGAUGCCACUGCUGAUGAGCAAGGAGAAUUUGAAGAGGAAGGAGAGGAGGAUGAGGCAUAAGGCAGUUGGUACUAGAAAAACUCUUUUAAAGCAGGCAUGUAGUCAGAAUGAAUUCUGACAGUGGUGAUAAAGCAUGUUCUUCAUUGCAGUGUACUGGAUUAUCUGUUAAAUUUUGUAACCUUAACAAAAAUCUCUAUGUAAUAAUUGUGAAGUCAAGUUUAUUGAUGACUUUGAUUUAAGUUUUUAAAACGCAUAAAGGCAUGUGUUCCAAAUA
Pelodiscus sinensis (Chinese soft-shelled turtle) is the source of this 1575-nucleotide messenger RNA. Its product is annotated as tubulin beta-1 chain. Gene Ontology annotation, molecular function: GTPase activity; GTP binding; structural constituent of cytoskeleton. Lineage: Eukaryota; Metazoa; Chordata; Testudines; Trionychidae. The record is from RefSeq and is a predicted model, not a curated record. Gene Ontology annotation, cellular component: microtubule. Gene Ontology annotation, biological process: microtubule-based process.